AUGGAUUUAGAGGCUAUUUAUGAAAAUGUUGAACGCAGAGAUAUUGAAAACACAACUGGACCUCAAUCUCAGAGUCACGGCCAGGAUGAAGGAAAAGAUCUAAAGCACAGAGGAAGUAGAUGUUUGGGGUUGAUCACAGUGGGUCUCGGGCUCAUUAGUGUUCUUCUGGUGGUCUUCAUCAUGCUGCAGCACAUCACCAUCACAACGGAAAGAGAUCUGACAAAUAAUUACAAGAACACUCUUGAAGAGUUUAAUCAAACCAUCAAGAGUUUACAGGACAAUUACACUGAUCUAAUGACUAAAAAACACCAACUGCAGAACAACUUCAGCUCUUUAAGUCAGAAGAACCUGGAACAGGAGACCAGAGUCAGAGAUCUCACUGCUAAGAAAACCCAGUUACAGAGAAAUGUUGAAUCUUUGAGUCAGAAGAACCUGGAACAGGAAAACAGAGUCAGAGUUCUCACUGCUGCGAAAACCCAGUUACAGAGAAAUGUUGAAUCUUUGAGUCAGAAGAACCUGGAACAGGUAAACAGAGUCAGAGUUCUCACUGCUGCGAAAACCCAGUUACAGAGAAAUGUUGAAUCUUUGAGUCAGAAGAAACAGGACCUGGAGACCAGAGUCGCUUCUCUGAGUUGGUUCUUCAUGUCCACUGAGUUGAGCUGGUCUGCCAGCAGACAGUACUGCAAGAAUCAUGGUGCUGAUCUGGUCAUUAUCAACACUGAAGAGAAGCAGAGGUUCAUAUCCUCAUUAGUCAGUGAGAGAGUGUGGAUUGGUUUGUCUGACACAGAGAACGAGGGCACCAUGAAAUGGGUGGAUAAUUCAGCAUUAAAACAAGGGAGAGGAAACUUUCCAGCCAGCUCGACAGGAACACAGGAGAUUCAGGAGAUCGUUGGGAAAUCAGGUAACAGGAAUGGCUCGGGAAUCCUAAAGGCAGCAGAACAAUGA
Carassius gibelio (silver crucian carp) is the source of this 945-nucleotide messenger RNA. Its product is annotated as CD209 antigen-like. The record is from RefSeq and is a predicted model, not a curated record. The transcript has 5 exons. The coding region runs from base 1 to 945 and encodes 314 amino acids. Lineage: Eukaryota; Metazoa; Chordata; Actinopteri; Cypriniformes; Cyprinidae.